UCAUAAUGUCGAAUGUAGAUACUCGGACGGGGACCUUGGUAAUACCAACGAAAUGUGCGUGACAUAAUAUAAAUCACUAUAUCUAUAUCGUUAUAAUAUUAUAUUGGCUGUUAUUAUAUUUUUACAAAAAGAAAACAAUUUCUAUUAUUACAACUUUUUUUUAAAAGUUCUACAUUUUUGUUUUCACUUGUGUUAUUAAUGCGGGAAUGUUAUCAGAAAUCAGCUAAGAUUCAAUAGUGUACAAAUAUUUGUAAUGAAAAUAAUAUUAUGAUGUUCUAUGCAGUCUUACGAAACGUUUUUUUUUCCACGAUUAAGAGGUUAUAACAUGUAUUUAACAUGGACAAAAGUAAGAAUAAAACAUCUAUGGAAUUUUCUCGAAAUAUUAGCUCCAGCUAUUCAAUUCAGUUUGGAGAUAAUACUUUGGGAAACACUUUGGAUGAACGAAUACAAGCUGCUAAAGCGGCAGCAAUAAAAGGAAAACGAUCACAAAAACAAAAUAUCAAUGAUAGAUUACAUAUGAAAAACAAUAUUCAUGGGUUCAAUAUUGAAAAAUCCAAUAAAAUAAAUUUUAGUUCUUCAAAUAAGACUCAUAUAAAAUCCAAUGAAACAUUAGAAACCAAAAAAAAAAUCAGGCAACACUCUCAAUUAACAAAACCAAAUAAUUCUGAAUUGUUACCAAUCAGUGGAAAUUUACAAAAUAAACUUAAUGUGUCAAAUUCAAAAAUAGCACCUAAAGCUAGUGGAUUAAUGCAACGACGAUUAGAAGCAAUUAAAUCCAAAAAGUUGUCCAAUAUUUUUUCUUCUGAAUAUGAUAACGAAAUUUCCUCUUCAACGUGCUCACCUUUUUCUAAUCCUUCAAUGAAACAAAUAAAACCACUUAUAAAAAAUGUUAUUUCCAUACAGUCUGGUGUAAAUAAUUUGUCCAUUAAAGUCCUAAGCAAUAAAAAGACAUGUGCUCAAAAAUCAUCAUCUUCCGUUACAAAUGAACAUUGUAAUCGUUUUGAAGAAGUUCCUGCUGCAACAAACUCAUCUGUACAAAAUCGACUUAUUAGAGCAAGAAACGAAGUACAUGCUAAGUCUGCUCACCAAAAUGCAACCAAAACUAAAUUACUUAAUAAACCUAAUGUUUCGCAAUCUAUUAAUAAAAAUCACUCGGCUUCUCUGGCUGACCGGCAAAAUAAACAUAAAGUGAGUCCACAUAAUGAUAGAACCAAAGUUAAGCGGCUUUGCACUAAUUCUCAAAGUGCAAUCAAUUGUCAAACAAAAUCAAACACUGUUGUUUCAACUGUUAAAAAAAUUGCUGUUUCAAAUAAACCUAACAUCAAAAAUAUUAUUAAUAAACAGUUGAUCACCAUUAAAGAAAAAUCAAUUUCGUUUUCUCAAACAAAAGCAGAGCAAAGGGAAGCAGUAACACAGAUGAUAGAGAAGCCCAAAGAAUCAACAACCAGAUUACCUCAAAGUCGAAUAAAUAAUUUUAGUUUUGUUGUGCCUGAACAGUAUUCUGCUCAACAACGAUUAGAAAAUAUAAAAAAAGGUUUAAAUCCGAGAAUAGGUUCGUUGAGUGUUACAACCCAAGAGAACCACUCCCAAUUAAAUUACGUUAAGUCGGACGAUGAAAUGGAUUGGGAAGAUAUAGAAACUGAUAAUAUUAUUGAAUCGGUUAAUGACUUGAGGCGAACUACUCAUAAAUAUGAACCGAUGGAAUGUACUCCGGAUACCAUUAUGCAUAGUGAUAAAAUAAACUGCUGUUUAGUAAUAGAUACUAAUAUUCUUUUAUCGAAUUUAAAAGCAUGUAUGGCUAUUGUUGAUAAAUACUUUUAUGAAUUUGGAUAUAUGACAAUAGUUUUACCUUGGCAAGUACUGCAUGAACUUGAUCAAAUGAAAAAAAGUGAAGAUGCUCUGGGAUAUAGAGCACGGGAAGCUACACGAUGGCUGUUAGAAAUGCUUUCAAAAAAUCACCCGCAACUGAAAGGACAGCCAAUGACUCAAAAAGAUAAUAUGACUCCUGAUGAUGCUAUUUUAAAAUGUGCUCUUAUUAUUAAAGGCAGAGUAAACACUGUUAUGUUGGUAACUGAUGACAAAAUAUUAAGUGUAAAAUCAGAAGUUAGUGGCAUACCAGUAAGGAAUUCCCUAUGGCUCUUAGAAAUUAUUAAAGAGAAAAACCCUAAUGAUGCAAAUGUUUUUCGGACUGCUGCUCAAAUGUAUCCUGAUAUUGAAAAAAACGUUUUUAUGAAUUUUGAACCACGUUUAGAGUACACAUUUGCUAGAAUUUUAAAACGAGCUUCAAUUAAAUAUACUAUUCAAUCCAAUAAUCCAAAAAUGUCUACCAAUUGGUGGAAAAUUUUUUCAAUGAGUCUACCAAUUAAUUUAAAUCAAAUGUUGAUAAAAAUGAAAGAAAACUGGCAUAUAGUUGCACCUCAACAGUUGUUUUACACUCCUAAAAAUCAAUUGAAGUGGUUAGCAAACUUUUUUAAAGACACACCAUCAUCUAUUAUUGAAAUUAGUUGGAAUGAUUUUUACUGUAUGCUAAAACACUGCACUGAUGUGAUAAAUGCUUUGCCUUACGAGUAUUUUGAAAUUACUGACAUACUUUUAAAUGAUUUGAUGAUAGCCAGGAAAAUUUUUAAACAUAAAUUAAAUACUUCUACAGCAUCAGUAGAAUCUGUAUCAUUCAAUAUGUCCAAGCUGGAGUUAUCCAAAGAAAAAAUUAAUGUUGAAUACAUUUUAAAUAAUAUCUUAUUGGGAGUUGACAAGUUUUGUUAUUACGUUUACAAAGUCAAUGGAUUGGCUAAUCCAUCUAAUUUAUUAGAAGAGAAACAAUGCAAAUUAUUACCUCUAAAAUCGGAAUUGAAUACACAAAUCGAUGAAUUUUACUCCAAAGUAACAACUAUUGUUGACAUCAUGUUAAAGAUUAACAAACUGGAUUCCGAAACCCUGUUGGAUAACCAGGAUACAAUUGUUAACGAGUUCCUUAAAUCAAUUAUUGGAUUUAAUAAAUAUUUUGCAAAGAUUAGUAAAAAGUCUGUGGCUGACUAUUGUUUAAUGAAAGAAAAAAAUUCAUUUUUAUAUGUACUUGUAUCAUUACAAAACCAUUUAUCUGCCAUUCAAAACAUUACUGAUAUCAAAAAGAAUAUGAGUACUACAAAAAAUUCAAAAUAAAUUAUUUUUAAAGACUGAGAGAACAAGACCGUUCCUAUUAUUACUAAAUUAAAACUAGGUUGUAUACAUAUAUUAAUGUUAACAAUAAGUGAAAGACUCGGUCAUUUUAGUUUUUGUUUAACUAUUAAAACAUGUUUACCAUAAAUUUAAAAUUGUUAAAAGUUCAUAGUUUUAACAUUACUACCUUGGUGUGUCUUAGUGGCAAAUUUUAUAUUGUUAUGUUUAUUUCAAAACAAUUUUUUUACAAAUUGAUUAACCGUUUUAUGUUAUUGUUUGUAUUAAUGAAUAAGUUUUAUACUUUAUAUUAAGGUAAUCAUAU
Adelges cooleyi (spruce gall adelgid) is the source of this 3478-nucleotide messenger RNA. RefSeq lists its product as uncharacterized. The record is from RefSeq and is a predicted model, not a curated record. Gene Ontology annotation, cellular component: nucleus. The transcript has 15 exons. Bases 337 to 3159 code for a protein of 940 amino acids. Lineage: Eukaryota; Metazoa; Arthropoda; Insecta; Hemiptera; Adelgidae.